Molecule: messenger RNA, 318 nt
Organism: Necator americanus (New World hookworm)
Lineage: Eukaryota; Metazoa; Nematoda; Chromadorea; Rhabditida; Ancylostomatidae
Exons: 4
Coding region: 1-318 (105 amino acids)
Source: RefSeq, a predicted model, not a curated record
AUGAUCAGAACAGCUCUACAAGUGCAGAAGUACUUUACUUGCUAUUGUAAAUCCUACAAUCGUAUGGACGAAGAUGCGAGCAAUUUCUUGAUGCUACCGGGCUGUACUCGAAGUGUCGCAAGCUGGCUGUUGCGAUCUAGAUGGAACUUCGCACGUCUCAGCUGUCCGAGUGUAGCAAGCGAGGCUCCGGCGUCAUUCGCAUGUACUAGCUCCACCGUGCCACUUGCAGCUGCAUCAGGUUACAGAUGUGCAGCGUGGAAACUCAGCAAUCCGUCUGUGGCUUUUCUCACUCGACACAGUGACAAGAAAUUCUCCUAA